UUCGCUGUCUCCCUCCCCUCCCGACGCGGGGCCUCAUGUGACCGGGCGGUGACAGUCCGCCUGCCCGGCCCCGGUUGCUCGCUCACGCACGCCCCGGGGCUCCAAGUGAGUGAGCCGCCGGCAGCGAGGAGCAGCUCGCCUGUCCUGCUUCCCAAGAGAGUGAAAACCCGGCAUUGGGACACCGUGUGUCAGGCGUUGGAAGAGGGACCAUGGCCGAGCCGGAUUAUAUAGACGAUGAAGAAUGUGCGGAACUCAUAAAGCCCAGAAAGCUGAUCAAUCCCGUCAAGUCAUCGAAAAAUCAUCAGGAGCUUCACAGAGAGUUAGUCAUCAACCAGAAAAGAGGCAUCGCUCCUCAGAACAAGCCCGAGCUCCAGAGAGUGAUGGAGCAACGCAAGAGGGACCAAGUGGUCAAGCAGAGGAAGGAGGCGGAGGCUCUGAAGAAAUCUGAUCUGGAGCAGGAGCUAAUAAAACGACAGCAGAGGCUGGACCAGAUUGAACAGGAGCGACUGGACGCCAAAGAGAGGCGCGAAAAUGCGCCGGAAUUUGUCAAGAUGAAAGACAACCUGCGGCGGACCCGGCAGGAAGAGAGCGCGGACAUGCAGGUGUCCUAGAGGAGGGCGCGGCCGCAGGAUUCCCGGAGCGGUUCCCCGGGGGACCAUCUCCAUGGCGGCAGCUUGACAACGGACCCAGGCAGCUCGAGCUUCCCAGCACGUGCUUCCCCCUACCUCACUCCCUUCUUCCCCCCACCCUCCCCCAGCACGCCUCCCACUGUGACUCUGAGCAGCGUCAUCAACCUCCCCCCCCCGCCCCCGCCGACCCCCGGCUGCAGCGCGGGAGCGCGUGCGGAUGUUUGGGAAUAUAGGGGUGGAAAGACCAGGAGAACUGGUGGAAUUCAACUUUGGAAAAACGCGAGCUAACAACUAAAUAAAGGGAACCACCCCAGAAGACAGAGACUGAAAAUUUGUCUGCAUGCCGUUUAGACCGUCCAUGGGCAGGAAAUUCGACUUGGCAGAUGAUGGACUUGUCAUAAAAUGUUAGUGUAUUCACACCCGAUCACAGGGAAGAGAUCAGAUACCAAAGUCGAAUUUCAGCCUUUGUCAGACUCUUGUUUACUGUGGGAUGUUACGGCAAGAAGCCUUCUUUUGGAAUGUGUUUAGAAAUGGCCAUAGGCAGGCGACAAGUAUCCUAUUUGGCCACGGCCUCUAAAGCCCACCUAAGGUUCUUGGUGACCAAUCCACUUCUGUUAAAAGUCUUAUGUUCGGGAUACUCUCAGUACAAACCAAGUGGACGUGCUUCUAUCACGUCAGCGAUAGAAGUUAACCAGGAUUUUGUCAAAUGAUGUUACUAACUCACUCAUUAUCAUCAGCGAUAGCCUUUUCUAAGCUUCAGUUAUUAGGGGUUCCCAAUCUGGGGUUCACAGACCCCCUUGGUUAAUGGUAAGGCUCCAUGGCAUAAAAAAAAGUUUGGGUAGCCCUGAGUUACCGGAUUUCAGGGGCAAUUCGUCCACGGUUAUGUAAACUGUACCAGCAUUUUGCUGCCUAUUACCUUAUCUCUGAGGUUCCCAUAGCCAACGCAGAAUAAUCCAAGUGGAUAAUUUUUCUGACGCAGUCACGAACCUAACAUAAUGCAAAAAAAAAGGAUCUUUCCUCCUCUGAAUAUCCUUCCGGAUUUGGACAUCUGGAUUGGUGACUGUGCAUUCCUGAUUUUGAUAAGUAUUUUCAGUUUUGUUUUUAUAUAUUGUUUGCAAUGUCUCUCAACAAAUUCUAUAAUACUUGUGCUGAUUUAAUACUGGGAACGGAUUUAUAUUUUGCCGCUCUGAUGAGUAGGAAAUUUUGUAAUGCUGGCUCCCUCUCGUCUAUGCACCAUAGCUGUGCACGGUGUUGAAGUGAGCAGCGGAUCUGAUGCUCUUGCCGUGUCGAUGAAAAGACAGGCGUGCCAUUUUCUGCGGAAUGGAUCGUGGUGUGAUUUCAGCGGGGUGGGGGGGGGAUUGCAUUUUGCAGUGAAAUGGCAGUGAUACAAAAACUGUGGAAAGGUUAAAAAUAAUUGCCUUGAAGUUGGUGUAUUGUCGCGUUUUAAAUAUGAUUUGGUCAAUAGGGAGAUUCACGAUUGUAAUUGUCGAUCUGUUAGUGUUGUGUGAUCAUAUUGGUAUUCUCUGAAUUUGUUGAUAUAUUGUCUUGCCUAAAGCUUUGCAUCGCUCCUUAAAAUGGGCAGAAGACAGAUGUGUCGUCCUUCUGACAUUUCACCUGGCCGCUUGUCCCAGCAGACCAGAGAAUUAUUUCAAGGCCAGAUUAUCUACACUGUGGAACUCUUGCUGUGGUAACUGAGGCAUCUCACCAGGAAUCGAUCAGUCCAAUUGCCUCCAUUUUGUAGCAAACUGGAAGGCUUUUAUUGAUGGCUCAGUAUUGGUGAGAGUAGUCGUUUGAUUGUACCGCCCCAGUAUAUUGAAAAGCCAGGAGUAGUCUGGGGCAACCCGUUCACAAAGGGCUGCCUCUCUAAGCGUGUUGCUUCAAUAAAGAAAAAAAAACAACGCUGAGCGGCUGCCUUUUUCUUGAUUUUAAUUUCCAUCGGUGUCUGUGGGGGAGACAGAGUUGGUGUCAGAUUGAUAACCUUCCACUAGAACUGAAACGUUAAAGACUUGUGUAGCCGUUUAAAUUUGACCACUUUGAAAGGGGCAGAUGCACCAAUUACACAUAGGAAGGAUGUAAUGUGUCCUUUGAAGGUGCUGAACGGUCAGUAGUUGUUCAUCGAAAUUGGUAAUGAGGCAAUAUACUGAGCUGCAAGAGCUGGCAUUUUCCAGCGGCCACCCAUUUCAAUUCCAGUUCCCAUUCCCAUUCUCACGUGUUUGUCCACGGCCUCCUCUACUGCCACGAUGAGGACAAACUCGGGUUGGAGGAGCAAUACCUCAUUUUUCAUCUGGAUAGCCUCCAACCUGAUGACAUGAACAUUUGAUUUCCCUAAUUUCCAGUCAUUUCCUCUGCCUUCUCUUUUUUUCCAUUCCCCAUUCUGGCUCCCCCCUCACCCUUUUCCUCACCUACCCAUCACCUGUCUGGUUCUCCUCCCUUUUUUCCCAUGGUCCUUCAUCU
Mobula hypostoma (lesser devil ray) is the source of this 3083-nucleotide messenger RNA. It is a transcript of the gene fam107b, whose product is annotated as family with sequence similarity 107 member B. The transcript is spliced from 4 exons. Bases 210 to 611 code for a protein of 133 amino acids. NCBI's taxonomy places the organism in Eukaryota, Metazoa, Chordata, Chondrichthyes, Myliobatiformes, Myliobatidae. The record is from RefSeq and is a predicted model, not a curated record.